GAUGCCGCUGCCGCUGCUUCUGGUGCUGGUGCUUUUGAUGUCGCUGUCGCGACUGUUACCCUUCAGUGUGCGUUUGCACGUUGAACACGACGGUACAUGUAGCUGAGUGUGAGGAGCCUUCAAUGCGAUUUGUUUGAUCUUGCAACAGUGCAUAAAUACAACCAAAAAAAAAAUUAAAAUUAAAUUAAAUAAUCCAAAACGUACAUAAAAGAAGUUGGGAAAGUGUGGCAACAUCCAUAAAACUAACUUAAGUUGUUGUUAUACUAAAUACCGCGUUGACAGCCACAAGUGGCAGAAGCUCAAGGAGCUGUCUUAAAUAAGUGCGACUAAGAAGCUGCCACAGAGCUCUGUUGAAAGCCCAAGUGGCCAAUCGCAAACAGCGGCAACAACGUUGGCGUGCAACGUCCUUGACAUAGAGCGGACGAACGCACAAAUCAGCCCAAAGUGAAGUGGAAGACGACAUCAUCGGACGAUGAAUUGGACGCGCGUGUUGCUAAUCGGCCUGGUGGCCGCCUUGGCGCUGGCACUUGUGGAGGUUGCAUCACUCUCACUGGAUCCAGUUGCCUCUGCUGAGCUGGAACAGUUUAUCAGGAAAGGAGAUGUGGUCAUUUCUACGCGUCACAUAAGACCCCGACGCAAGCUGCAUAUAUCCAUUGAGGCGCUGUUCAUGAUCGACUUUCCCAUGCUGAAGCAUAAGAUGUCCUUCUUCCUGGACCGCAAGCAGCAGCGCGUUACGCUGGACAUAAGCGCCAAUGGGGCGACAGAGUCACGCAACUUUGAGAUACCCAACAUAAAUGAGACGAGCACCAUACGAUCGUUGGCCCUGCAGUUCUCGAAGAAUCGCAUUACACUCCAUGUGGACUGCAAGCCGAGCACUUUCCACGAGAUUGACAUGAGCCUGUCCAAGCUGUAUACCCAAAUGGAUGAUCCAGUGAUUAAGCUGUUUAGGGAACGCAAAUAUCCACUGCACUUUGAUGCAGACAUGGAACACUCGCUGCAGCGUGCCAAUUGUCAAAAGGGUCUCCAUCGUCGGGGCAAUCGACGCAUGCUGCGGAACAAGAUCUCCGAGCGUGAGAAGAACAAGAAACGCGAUGUGCGCAGCAAUUGGUACCAUGAGCCAACUCUGGCCCGGGAUGGCGUCGAUCAGCGUCAGCAGGAAAUACCUACGGAUGUGGAGCGUGGCGAUAUACCCAUCAUGCAUGGCGAUUGUGAAGACGCCCUCGCACGAUCGCUGAGCGAUCUACUGGCAUUGGUUAAGCUGCUGCGCGAAGAUGUCGCCCACCAGCGUCAGGAGAUUGCCUACUUGCGCAUGCUCUUGGAGAACUGUGCGGGCUGCAAGGAGCCCAGUGGAGACAAUCAUAUACGCCUCGAGCCCAAUUGCCGCACUGCGAAUCCUUGUUAUCCUGGCGUUGAUUGCCACGAGACCGCCUCGGGACCCAGGUGCGGCCGUUGUCCUGCUGGCUUCAUUGGCGAUGGCAAAGUCUGCAAGCCCGGCGUCAGCUGCGCGGACAGGCCCUGUUUUCUAGGCGUUCAGUGUCACGAUACGGUGAACGGUGCCCAGUGUGACUCCUGUCCGGCUGGCUAUGAAGGUGAUGGACGCACAUGUUCGCUACGCAAUCCUUGCCUGGACACGCCAUGCCCCUCAGGUGUCGAGUGCAUUCAGUUGGGCUUCCCGCCCUACUUCCAGUGCAUCUCCUGUCCACGUGGCCACAAAAUCAAUGGCACCACCUGCCACGACGUGGACGAGUGUGCGAUCUAUCAGCCCUGCGAUGAGAGGGCCAUUUGCAGCAAUCUCAAUCCGGGCUUUCGCUGUGGACCCUGUCCGCCCGGCUUCGAUGGCAUCCAUGCACAUGGAUACUCGGCGGACUACUUGGCAGUGGGCUUCCAAAAGCAAACCUGCUUGGAUAUAGACGAGUGCAAAAUGGGCUUCUUUAGAUGUCCGGAACAUGCUGUCUGUCAUAAUAGUAUUGGCUCCUACAGAUGUCAGUGUCAGGAUGGCUAUGUGGCCAAUGGCACCUUCAGCUGCCUAUCUGCGGCUGAUAUCUGUCCCGAUGGCAGCAUCUGCGCCAGAAAUGCGGAAUGCGUGCCCACGGAUAAUUAUCAUUAUCAAUGCCGCUGCAGCGUCGGCUGGGCGGGCAAUGGGCGUGUCUGUGGCAGGGAUCGCGACUUGGAUGGCUGGCCGGAUGAGUCGCUGAACUGUGCGGAGGCGCACUGCCGUCGCGACAAUUGUCCAGAUUUACCGAACUCUGGUCAGGAGGAUGCCGAUCUGGAUGGCAUGGGCGAUGGCUGCGACGAUGAUGCAGACAGCGACCUGGUGCUAAACGGCAAGGACAACUGUCCGUUUGCCUACAAUAGCGAUCAGCUGGACUCGGAUCAUGAUGGCGUGGGCGAUGCCUGUGACAAUUGUAUCUUUAUUUCGAAUCGCCGGCAGCUGGACACCGACGAGGAUGGCCUGGGCAAUGAGUGCGACGAGGAUAUGGACAACGAUUCGGUGCUUAAUCAGUAUGACAAUUGUCCUGCGCUGCGCAAUCCGAACCAAUCCGAUGUGGACAACGAUGGUGUGGGAGAUGUGUGCGACAAUUGCCCCACUAUACCAAAUCCCACGCAGGAGGAUCGGGACAUGGAUCUGGUGGGCGAUGCCUGCGACAGCGACAUUGAUGGCGAUGACGACGGCAUACAGGACUCCGAGGAUAAUUGCCCCAUGGUCAGCAACUCGGAUCAGCUGGACACGGAUGACGAUGGCAAGGGCGAUGCCUGUGACGAUGACAUGGAUGGCGAUGGCGUGCCCAACUACAGAGACAACUGUCCACUGGCCAAGAACCCGCAACAGUUGGACAUUAAUCACAAUGGCAAGGGCGAUGUCUGCGAGGACGACGAGGACGAGGACGGCACGCCCAAUAUUAUCGAUAACUGUCCAAACAAUUCCAUGAUACAACGCACCGAUUUCCGCACUAUACGUUCGGUUAUAUUGGAUCCUGAGGGCGAUGCUCAGCUGGAUCCUAACUGGGAGGUGCAUGCAAAUGGUUCGGAGAUCAUACAAACUCUCAAUUCCGAUCCGGGCCUGGUGGUUGGUAGCGAUUCGUUCGGAGGUGUCGAUUUUGAGGGCACUUUCUAUGUCAACGACGAUACGGACGACGACUAUGUGGGCUUCAUCUUUAGCUACCAGAGCAAUCGCAAAUUCUAUGUGGUGCAGUGGAAGAAGGGCACCCAGACCUAUUGGCACUCGUCGCCCUUCCGCGCCUCCGCCGAGCCGGGCGUCCAGAUAAAGCUGAUUGACAGCAACACAGGUCCCGGGUCCAUGUUGCGUAACAGCUUGUGGCAUGCCGGCGACACGCCUGGUCAGGCAAGGCUGCUGUGGAAGGAUCCAUUGAAUGCGGGCUGGAAGGAGAAGACCUCAUAUCGCUGGUCCCUGGUGCAUCGACCUUCCAUCGGGCUCAUCAGACUGCGCAUAUAUGAGGGCGAACGUUUGAUUUUGGACUCGCACAAUGUUUACGAUGCCACACUCACCCUCAAGGGCGGACGGCUGGGCGUUUUUUGUUUUUCCCAAGAAAUGAUUAUAUGGUCGGAUCUGGUUUACAAAUGCAACACACGCGUACCGCCCCUCAUCUACAACGAACUGCCCACACAUCUCAAGCUCAAGGUGGAACUGGAGAACUAAGCAGAGCCCAGGCGCGGUGGUUAUAUCUGGUUUCUGGCCUAGCUUUCAAAGCAGCAAAAGAUUGAAGGACUCAAGGAUUCUGAUCGAUUCAAAGGACUAUUACGAAUCUAACGAGGCUAUUCCUUCCAGGAUCGGACAUAUAUUAAGCCAGAUAUAGUUAUUUUAGGUUACAAUCGAAAAUACACGUAAAAAACAACAAAUUUGUUAAUUUUAAC
Messenger RNA from Drosophila montana, 3873 nucleotides. It is a transcript of the gene Tsp, whose product is annotated as Thrombospondin. The transcript is spliced from 16 exons. The record is from RefSeq and is a predicted model, not a curated record. Gene Ontology annotation, molecular function: calcium ion binding. Gene Ontology annotation, biological process: cell adhesion. Gene Ontology annotation, cellular component: extracellular region. Lineage: Eukaryota; Metazoa; Arthropoda; Insecta; Diptera; Drosophilidae. Bases 473 to 3658 code for a protein of 1061 amino acids.